This is a messenger RNA of Ostertagia ostertagi, 3930 nucleotides long. NCBI's taxonomy places the organism in Eukaryota, Metazoa, Nematoda, Chromadorea, Rhabditida, Trichostrongylidae. The record is from the annotation of a GenBank genome assembly.
AUGCGUAUUCGCGAUUGGUUCUUCACCUAUCUUGUACAAAUCUCUAUAUCAUGGAAUCUGGUACUCAGCUACUGUGUCAUGUACGAUGUCUGUCAUAUGGAACGAUCAAGCCCGAUGAAUUGCCGCGCAGACGGGAACUUCACGGCUCUUCCUAUUCAAUCCCUAUCCGAUGAUGCCGCCAAAAAGCUCGAAUACAUUUGUCCUCACUUAUUAGGAGGUAAUGAUGGUGUUUGUUGUUCUUCGGCUCAAGUACUUGCAAUGAGCAAGCAGUUACGUCAAGCUGGUAGUUUACUUGAACGAUGCCCAUCAUGUUAUGAUAACUUUCAAAAGUUAUGGUGUGAAUUCACCUGUUCACAUCGACAACACGCGUUUAUAGAGAUUUUGCAAGAGCUUGACGUCCCGGAAGCAAAUAUAUCAUACGUUAAUAAAGUGCGAUAUAAUGUUAGCAAGGAAUUUUCAGAUGCAUUGUACAAUUCAUGCAAAGACGUUUCAAUGACGGGAAGUGCCACUAAGGCGAUUCGCUUGAUGUGCGGCAGUCUGAAAAAGAAUGAAGAGUGUACUAUCGAUAACUGGUUGAAGUUCAUGGGAACUCAGAAUCAUCGAAUCGGCAUCCCUCUUGGGAUUGAUUUCAACCUUAUCGAUCCAAAGGAGGAGUCUGGCACCGGAUUGGAUUACUUCAUGACGGUUCCAACUACGCCAUGUCAUAUGUCACCACGAUAUGGUCGCGACAAAUGCUCAAGGCAGGACUGUGCUGCUGUGCAGGUUGUAGAUCUGUUUCCCAGAGAUGAGGGCACUAAGGAAGUAUGUCAGGUGCUGGGAAUGGGCUGUAAAGUAUUUCUUCUUUUUGGAUCGUUGUUCAUAUUUGCCGGUGUACUUAUAUUUAUGGGUUUCCUGCAUUUGUUUCAUAGUACUAGUACCAGCGAUUCUGAAUUGGAUCGAAUGGACUACAAGAGCGUUAAUACAAAUAUGGGCCGAAUUCGUACAAUGGGUGCAUGGAUUCAGGAUCAGCUCAAGUAUAACGGCGAAAUGUUCGGACGAUUCGUCGUCCAACAUGCAUGGUUCGCAUUCCUUUUUGGCGCUUUCAUAGCGAUCAUUUCAAUAUCUGGAAACGUCUUCCUGAAGUUCACCAAUGAUCCGUUGGAAAUGUGGACUUCUGCACAUAGUCUAGCUCGGCAAGAGAAACGGGUUUUUGAUCAGAGCUUUGGGCCAUUCUAUCGAGUUGAGCAAAUAAUCAUGUAUCCGAAAUCUUCUGAACAGGUUGUUGACGGACCACACGGAAUUCGGAUGGGAGCAGUUUUUCACAAGAAUUUCAUGCGCGAGGCGUUCGUCAUUCUGUCUCGAAUACUUGGCAUCUCAGCUGUCAUGCCAGAUGGAAGACGUGUCACACUUGAUGAUGUUUGCUUCCGACCCAUGGGCCACGACUACGAUUGCCUUAUUUAUAGCCCCACAAAUUACUUCCAACAAAACGUCUCUUUGUUGGAUAUCUCUAUAACCGCUCAUGUAUCAACUGCUUCAAAAGAUGAAAGUGACGAUUUGGAUUACUAUGCGGAUGAGACGGAGAGCUCGCAGGAGAAGGUGGAAACGAGGAAUUACUUAAAUCACAUCUACGAUUGUAUUGAAAACCCUUACAACAUUGAGACGUCGACCAACAUGAGCUGUUUGGGCACUUACGGUGGCCCAGUCAAUCCAGAAACUGUCUUUGGAGGCGUUUCAGGAGAUUCUGUGCUAACCGAUUCGAAUGCUUUGAUUAUCACUAUUCCUCUCAAUGGAAAAUCAUCAAAUCUAAAAAAAGCGAUGGCGUGGGAACAAGCGUUUAUCACUUUGAUGAAGGAGUACAAGCAUGAUGAAAUUCAAGUGUCGUUUAUGGCAGAGAGAUCGAUUUCGGAUGAAAUUGAAAGAGAGAACUCAUCAGACGUGUACACGGUUUUGAUAAGCUGUGUCCUGAUGAUUGGUUAUGUAGCAUUUGCACUUGGACAAUAUAUUGUAACAGAUAACAACUUGCUCUCGCUAUUGGUACAUUCGAAAAUCAUAGCUGGUGUUGCGGGUGUUGGAAUCAUAUUGUGCAGUGCAGCAAGCUCUAUCGGAGUAUUUUCUUUGUAUGGCAUCGGGACAUCGAAGGCGGCUCUCGUAGUGCUUGUGUUUGUAGUUUUGGCCGUAGGAGUGAACAGAACCUUCAUUAUUGUGCAAGCAUAUCAGAGACUAGAAGACACCACUGACCAGUCAGUAGAAGAUCGAAUAGCCCGAGUAUGUGGUCAGGUGAUGCCUUCGAUGCUUUUGAGCACGCUAACGGAGAGCUUAUGCUUUUUUGUUGGUGCCAUUUCUGAUAUGCCGGCUGUUCGUGGAUUUUCAUUGUUUGCUGGACUUGCCGUAAUAUUCGACUUUAUCUUCCAAAAUACAAUAUUCUUAGCCAUCUUUGUAUGGGAUUGCAAACGUGAAGAGGAGGGAAAACCGGAGUUAAUGUAUCACCGUAAGCUUGAUACAGAACGAGUUGAAAGUGAGGGCUAUAUCUAUGAAGUGAUGCAAAAGUAUGCGGCUCCUCAACUAAUGCGCAAAUGGAUGCGUAUGACGGUGCUUGUCGUGUUUAUUUUGUGGUUUUGCUGCUCCUUGUGCAUCUUCCCGUUUCUGAACCCAGGUUUUGACCAGAAAGUGGCUGUACCAGAGGACUCUUACGUGUAUCUUCAUUUCAAAAAUCUUGAUCGUCUCAUGAAUGUUGGACCUCCGGUGUACUUUGUCGUCGAAGGCGAACUUGAUAUGCAUACAAAACAAGUACAGGAUAAAUUUUGUACGAUUGGCGGUUGCUCAGAAAAUUCUGUUGGUGCUAUUCUUAAUGAAGCUGCAGCACAUUCGAACAGGACUUUCAUCAAGGGCAAUGUGCUGAAUUGGGUGGAUAACAUGAUUCAAUGGUUGAACAAGGAAAGUGAUUGCUGUAAAGUGUAUAACUAUGACAAAAAUGUGUUCUGCCCGAGUAGUAGAAAAGACUCCUAUAAUUGCACAACGUGUGACCCAAAUCAGCGAAAUGGCCGUCCAACUGAGGAACCAUUCUACAAGCAUUUGAAGGACUUCAUGGAAGACGUACCCAAUGCAAACUGCGUUGUCGCAGGCCGAGCCGCUUUCAAGGACGCGAUUCUUCUAAAUCCACGAGGCCACGUACAGGCAUCUCACUUCAUGACGUAUCAUACGCCGCUUCGUACUUCUCGCGAGUUCACCUUGGCUAUGGAAGGUGCGAGGAAAGUUGCCCGCAAGAUUGAGCAAUCCUUUGACGGAAAAGUGCACGUCUUUCCCUACAGCGUGUUCUACGUGUUUUAUGAGCAGUACUCGACGAUUAUCUAUGACGCCAGUACUCAAAUUACUUUAUCGUUAGCGGUAGUCUACGCGGUGACUUGUGUCCUUCUUGGCCUCGAUCCUUCGCUAGGAAUAUCUGUGGAGUUUAUCGUUCAUAUAAUACGGAUUUUCACGCAUUCUGUUCGCCGCACUCGUAUCGAGAGGGCCGAAGAAGCGCUGGCGCAAAUGGGAUCCACAGUGUUCUCAGGAAUCACCUUAACAAUGCUCGGAGGAACGCUGGUGUUAGCCUUCGCACAUUCCCAAAUUUUCAAAGUUUUCUACUUUCGAAUGUUUUUGGGAAUUGUAAUUAUUGGUGCACUACAUGGACUCAUUUUUCUUCCUGUAGUGCUUUCCUUUAUAGGAUCUCCUAUAAAUCGACGUCUGUUGCAAGAUAAACUUCGUGAAGAAGGCCGAAGUCUGCAAGAGCGACGAACCGGACGACUCGCCACUCUCAAGGAGAACAUGACUUCCUCCUCAUUACCCGCGAAUAUUGGAUUCGCGGACGGGUCAAAAGAGAAAUUAGAAGCACGCUCUCCAGUGAUCUCAAUAGAAGUUCCGUCAAAAGUCCUAGAGGGUCCUUUACUUCAUCGCUCGCUCAGGUUGGAUUAG